AUGGGUGUCAAGACCUUGUUCCCACCAUCUGCGGUGAAGCCUCAGUCACAAUACGCUAUAGGAGCCAACAUCGCAAAUGAAAGGACCGGCGCAAAGAAAACGGGAUUUGGCUUCCUCAGUGGAGGUGAUAUCGCACUCUUGAGAGACAACUUCUCGGUAUCGACAUGGCUGCUCCUAGGUGGCGCUAUACAAGUCCUGCUGUCUUUCGUGUUUCCACGCUCAUAUCUUGCCUUUCCCAUUGUUGGCCUCCUAGGCUGGAGGAUCGUUGAUGCUUAUUUGAUGCACUUUGGAAUAAAGAAGAACGUCUGGGCCGAGGGUGUCAUUGAAGGCAAAUGGAGUGUUGGAUAUCCCUCCGAGGGGGAAACCGAAAUCGUCCACGGCAAACCAGGCGAUAACGGUCCUGGUGGUGAGUCAUGA
Messenger RNA from Cladophialophora carrionii CBS 160.54, 417 nucleotides. RefSeq lists its product as uncharacterized. The record is from RefSeq and is a predicted model, not a curated record. Lineage: Eukaryota; Fungi; Ascomycota; Eurotiomycetes; Chaetothyriales; Herpotrichiellaceae. Bases 1 to 417 code for a protein of 138 amino acids. The transcript has 2 exons.